AUGGAUAAAUCUGUUAUGCCCAAACCCUUUGUCAGCUCUACUCAUUGGUACGAGUCACUCCUCAAGUCUGUGCGUGGAGAAAAAUAUUCAAAAAAAGAAGCAGGAAAGGAGGCGAGUAUACUGUACGCUUACGAGCACGCGCUUCACGGGUUCAGCGCGCUGUUGUCCGAUGACGAGCUCGAAGCCCUCAAAAAAUCCAGCGCAUUCAUCUCUGCGUACCGCGACACUAGCGUCACGCUAGACACGACUCACACGUUCAAGUUCCUGUCCCUGAACAACUCGACCGGACUAUGGCCAGCCUCGGAGUAUGGUCGAGACGUGAUUGUCGGGGUUAUUGACACGGGCGUGUGGCCGGAGAGCCUAAGCUUCAGGGAUGAGGGUAUGACAGAGAUUCCGAGCAGGUGGAGGGGCAUAUGCGAGGCUGGGCAGGAAUUCAAUUCUUCAAUGUGCAACAAGAAAUUGAUUGGGGUGAGAUACUUCAACAAGGGUGUGAUGGCGAGUCUCGAUCCCGGUACAUCCCUGAGCAUGAACUCGGGGAGGGAUACAGAAGGGCACGGUACGCACACCUCGUCCACCGCCUGCGGGAACUACGUCCCGGGGACUUCCUUCUUUGGGUACGCAGAGGGCACAAUGCGAGGAAUUGCGCCUCGUGCUCGAGUGGCCAUGUACAAGGUGGUAUGGGAGGAGGGAUACUACGCCUCAGAUGUGCUUGCUGGGAUGGAUCAGGCUUUGGCGGACGGGGUGGACGUGAUAUCCAUCUCCAUGGGAUUCGAUCGCUUACCAUUAUACAAGGACCCAAUUGCCAUAGCAUCUUUCGCUGCGAUGGAGAGAGGAAUUGUGGUGUCUGCCUCGGCUGGGAACGCGGGUGAAGUUGGGAGUCUGCACAAUGGGGUCCCAUGGUUGUUGACUGUUGCUGCUGGGUCGGUGGACCGUUUGUUUUCCGGUAUCCUGCACUUGGGAAAUGGGGUGACCAUACAGGGUUGGUCCCUAUUUCCAUCUCCUGCCCUUGUCAGAGAUUUGCCUCUCUUCUACAACACCACCUUCUCAUCCUGCAACUCGACCGAUCUACUAUCCACGGCACGUGACGGGAUUGUCGUGUGCGAUGAUGAUUUUGAUGUAUUAAGCCAGAUGUCCUUUGUCUCGGAAUCAGGUGUCCGUGCGGGAAUCUACAUCUCGGGCGACUCCACAUUCAUACAAGAAACGGGUGAGUUCAUGUAUCCCGGCGUGGUGGUCAGCCCUAAAGACGGUCAGAGGGUGAUAGAGUAUGCCAAAAGAGGUGCGUGGCCGACCGCGAGCAUAAUAUUCCAGCAGACGCAGGUUGAGACAAGACCCGCCCCCAUGGUGGCAUCGUACACGUCAAGGGGCCCCUCCUGGAGCUGCCCGGGCAUCCUCAAACCCGACAUCAUGGCCCCCGGGACCCUUGUGCUGGCCUCAUGGAAUCCAAAUGUGGCGUCGACUUCCAUCGGAAGGAGCAUAGAUCUGAGCAGCGAUUUCGCGCUUCUCUCUGGCACGUCCAUGUCAUGCCCCCACAUUUCCGGUAUUGUGGCGCUCUUGAGAGGUGCACACCCCGAGUGGAACCCAGCAAUUGUACGCUCUGCCAUCAUGACUACGGCCAACCCUCUCGACAAUACCGGGAGCAGAAUCCGGGACGCGAGUUCCGGUGCCUAUGCCGACCCACUAGCCAUGGGGGCCGGGCAGGUCGACCCAAAUCGGGCGCUCGACCCAGGACUAGUUUAUGACUUAUCCCGACAGGAUUAUGUGAAUUACCUCUGCUCUAUGAACCUCACCAGGAAGCAAAUUAAAACCAUUGUGAGAUCCGACUACAACUGCUCAAUCCCGUCAUCCGACCUCAACUACCCGUCCUUCAUUGCCCUUUAUCCUUCUAACCACCAACCCAAGAUCGUGACCAAGGAAUUUCAAAGAACGGUUACAUACGUGGGCGAUGGUAAUAACCCAGUCGAAUUCCAUGCCAAGGUAGAUGCCCCCAAUAAUACUAACAUUCAUGUUUGGCCACGGAGAUUGAUUUUCAACAACAAAUACGACAAGGGAAGCUAUAACUUGACCAUUCGCUACAAGCUGCCCCCUACAGCUCAAGUCCUACACGGUUAUCUCACCUGGAUAGAAGAGAGUGGCAAGCACAAAGUUAGAAGUCCCAUUGUGCUUUCUCAUAUGCCUCAUGAUUUUACUAUCUAG
This is a messenger RNA of Striga hermonthica, 2193 nucleotides long. Lineage: Eukaryota; Viridiplantae; Streptophyta; Magnoliopsida; Lamiales; Orobanchaceae. The record is from the annotation of a GenBank genome assembly.